GAACCUACUCAGAUAUAUAGAUUCCUAGGCACAAGGCAAAUAAAUUCACCAAUAUUCCUUCCACGAUGUUUAACCUACAUGAAACAUCGCAUGUCAAGAACACAUUCUAAAAGAAAAAAUUAUAAAGUUGAUAGUAUCUUAGAGAAAGUUACAGCUCAUCAGCGGGCUAUAGCAUCUGAAAGGCCUUCUGGUCAUUUAAUAAUCACUUUUACGGGGUAUUACGACAGGCUAAAAGGUUCUGGUGACACAGUUUGCAUAGAGGCAACACUUUUAAAAAUUUGUCAUAAGAAAAGAAAAGAUGUAUCAUCUCCUGUGAUGCAAAUAUCAGUGGGAAAGUGUGAAGUUCACAGGAAUCCUGAUGUCAGUAAUCCUCCUGCCAAAGUCACUGCCAUUUCUGUACCAAAUGAUAAUUUUAAUUUACAUAAUGGACAUCUAGUCAAGUCUUAUGUACUUUUAUUGCGUGCCACAUGUCCGAUGAACAAAAUGAAAGUUAAUGGCUACUGUAAUGGAGAUAUGUCAGAUAUCUUGGAUGAACCUGCUCAGAAAAAAAGGAAACAUUUAAAGACGCAGAAUGAUGAAGUUCGAUACUAUGGAGCUGAACUUGUAGUCUACGAUAAGCACCAAAGAUGUUUACUGACGGAUGGCGAAUAUCAAUUAGUAUUACAAGAAGUGGGGCAAAGGAAUUCACCAAAGAAGUUAUCGUCUUGGGAAACAUUUCCCGAAGGCAAAGAGAAGGUACAGAUCACAAAUGUGACUUUAUCACAAUAUGAGACAAUUAAUCUUAUUGAUGUGUUUGGGAAAGGACCCUUAGUGACAUUCCAUUUGCAAUGGAAGGACAACUUGGUCAAUGGGAUGGUGGAUAGGCCACAGCCAGCUGUGAAACCAAGUGAUUUACUGUCAUCAAAUGGUUUAACAAGUGUUAAACAAGACUUUCAACUUCAAGAGAGACAAAAGAAAAUGCGUAUUUUUUAUCAGUUCCUGUACAACAAUAACACUCGGCAGCAAACAGAAGCACGAGAUGAUUUCCAGUGUCCUUGGUGCCGAGUGAACUGCAUUGAGCUGUACUGUCUGUUGAAGCAUCUUAAGCUAUGUCAUAGUCGUUUCAUCUUCAAUUAUGUUCCACAUCCCAAAGGUGCUCGCAUCGAUGUAUCUAUUAAUGAAUCCUAUGACGGCUCUUAUGUAGGAAAUCCAAAUGACUUGCACUCUACAGGUUUUGCAUUUAGUAGAACUGGACCUGCGAGGCGAAAUCCAGUUACACAUGUCAUUGUCUGUCGACCUAAAAGGCCAGCACCUAGUUUAUCCGAAUUUUUGGAACCAGACGACACCGAUGCCGAUGGUCCUCGUUCAUAUAUUUCUGGUCACAAUCGCCUGUACUAUCACACCGUAACCUGCCUCUCUGUGAGACCACAGGAAAUAGAUAUAGACAGUGAAUCCGAGAAUGAUCCCGAAUGGCUACGAAUCAAAACACAGCAUAUGAUUGAUGAAUUUACGGAUGUUAAUGAAGGUGAAAAAGAAUUAAUGAAGAUGUGGAAUCUUCACAUUAUGAAAUAUGGGUUCGUUGGAGAUUGCCAGAUACCAUUAGCAUGUUCGAUGUUUAUUGAAGAGCAUGGUAAAAAUAUUCUGAGCAAGAGGUUAUAUAGAAAUUUCCUACUUCACUUGUGCAACCUUUUUGACUAUGGUUUAAUCAGUGCAUCUGUUGUUUAUCACACAAUGCAUCAACUUAACCAGAUUAGAGAUGAAAUUGAAAAUAAAAAUGGCCUAUCUUGGUCAUCAUAGUACACUGAGUUAUUAACUGUUCUACCACAGUUCUUUCAAUGUGUAAUGGAAUUAAUCUGUAAGUGUGGCUUAUGAACUUUAUAACUGCCAGCUAAGUUGAAGAAUUGUUACAUCAAGAAGCUGACUGCUCCUCUCAACUGUAAUCUUGAAGCUGGAACUGUAGCGUUUGUGUCACAGUCUGUAUGAGCAAGAAUUCACAAAAUAUUCGUAUGAAAGAAAAGGAUCAUCAUAAUAGUAAAAUUUAACUCUCCCCUACACCUUUCUUUUUUCCUCCACAUCGUACAAUAUUAGUUUCUGAAUUUGUUUUGUGGCAAGAAUGAAGCUAUGAUUACAUUUUGAAAAAUUGAAUAUUAUUAUUACAGUACAAAGUCAAAAAUCUGGAUUCUACCAGCAGCCAAAUAAAAUUAUGAAUCUAGGAAUAGGGAAUAUGAUACUAAAAAGGGGGGAAACGUAUGCCAUAAAUGCAAUUUCCCCCCCCUCCCAUCUGAGAUUCCUGCAAAUCACUUUCAAAUACCUGCUGGCUAGGGAGACGCACCAUAGCCAUUAAAAAUAUAUUUGGUUGAUAUCGGCUAGGAUUAUUUUGUCAUCCGGUGUAAUCUAAAUUCUGCUGCCCAGUACGUCUGUAAAUUCUAAAAAUUUUGUGAUCACUGACUUAUUGAUUGCUCUGUACUCCUCUAAAUUGUAAAAUUAUCCCCACAAAUGCUGCCACUUGGCAAUGUCAACUCUGUUGUGAGGUUAGCAUUCCUCUAUCUGAUCAAAACAAUAAGUGAAGCCUUAAUGUUACCAUAUGCACAUGCCAUUUUAGUAGAUUUAAAUUGAUCUAAAAUUUGGAAUCGUGAGAUCUCAGACCUUGUAUUGUAUUUUUAAUAAUUUGAAAAUACGUUAUUUGGUUGGAAACUACGUAGAAAAAAAUAUGGAAAAAUUAUUGUAAUGUUAGUGAGUAUGUGAGUCAUAAAAUCCUAUAUAGGCAUGGCUUUUACGUGUAAAUAAAUUAAUGCCAUUCUUAUUUAUAAUUCUUGGCACUUGAUUAGUGUUGCCUGGAUAGCUUAUUUGUUAUGAAAUGAAAUUGGUAUGAUAACUAAAUAGUUCCUUGUAUGAAACAAGUGAAGGCAUUUUUUUAAUAAAGACAUUAGUUUUUGAUUUUGUAUUUAAUGUGUUUGUUUUAUUUACCAAAAAAAAAAUGUUUUAUUAAUUGAAGAAAAGUUUUCUUGCUAUAGUGAUAUUUAAGAAAACUUCUGCUGUUUGAUUUGGACAGUUGAUUUUUUAAGCUGAAAGUAUCAUUUCAUUAUUGUAUAUGCUUAAAAAAAUUAAUAUCUGGCAAAUUUGAAAUAUUAGCGUGUAUUUUUGUUUAAUUAUUCUUUCUGUAAAAUAUCUGCGAUAUAUUUUGUAUAUCAAACUUGUAAGUAUGAUUAUCAGUGUGUUAUUUCCUUGUGUGUAUGAUUUUAUAAUGGCAUUGCCAUUCUAUUAACAUAAAAUACUCUAAGAUACGUAGAUAGAGUUGUUCGAAUCGGUUAACUUGUUUAUAAUUUUCUCAAAACUUUUGCAAAACAUAAUUGGCAUCUGUCAUCAAAAAUUGACAAUUAUUAGCCAAUUUUAUGUAAUUAUUGUAUCAUAAAAUAUUUAUUUUAAGCAAGUGCAUGUUAGUGGUGCACAGUUUUAACCUGUACACUGCAUUUUUUUUUUAUUGCAUCACCAAAAAAAAUCUUGGUAAUUUUUGUUGCAAAAUCCCCUCCCAUACACACACACACAGAGAAAUUGACAGUAGCCAAUUUACACUGUGCAUUUCACUUCUGAAUGUAAAUUUAUAGUGUCAUAAAAAAUAUAUCUGAGAGAAACGCUGUUUGAAAUUUUUAAAUGUUUGUGCAUGAGAUGUAUAUAUUCGUCAAAACUGUAAAAGCAAAAAAGAUGAUUUUAAAAAAGUAAUCAAUUAAUAAUAUCGUUCCAUCUUGAUUUAACUUUUCUUAGUAAUGUGUUUCUUAAAGUUUUGCAAGAUAAAAUUGUAUAUCACUGCCAAAGAUUCCAUUUGAGAUGCUUAUAUUGUUUAUAUAUCAUUUUUAAUAAUGUGAAGGGCUUAUUAAAAAUGAGGUUUUUCCCUAUGUUUUAAAAAAUGUUUUUAUUUGUUACAUGACAUUAUUACUCUUAUGACAGAUGGGUAAAUUUAAAAAUUUAUAUCUGAGUUAUUUGGUGAAAUUUUUAUGUUGUGAUUAAUAUUUUAAAUACAUAUUUUCAUGUUGUGUAAAUAAUAAAUGGUAUUUGUUGGUUAUAGCCGCAUUGUUGAAAAACAGGAAUUGGCACAUUUUUAUAUGUUGAGCAUAUAGUUGUUGAUAUAACUUCGUAAUUUAAUACAAUUUUGUAAGCCAGUCAUUUACCCCCUAAGAAGCAUUUCUUUUUUGCACCAGCUUAUGAGAAAUUGUAUUUGAAUGGCAUUUUGGAGUGGGACUAAAUUUGUAUAAUUAGUUAUUAUAGUCUCUAUUUUAUAAAUUUUCAUUCAUUUAGAUAAUAUUUAGGUUGUUAAAGUGAAUAUGAAAAUUAAUUAUUUUAAAUAAUAAAGUAACGUACACGAAAUGUCCUGCCUGAAUAAAGGCAGUCAUGUCACCUAGGAUGAAAUUAAGCAACAUGUAGGAACUUACUGCAUGCAUAAACUAUGUGUGUGUGUAUCUAAGCUGCAGCCUAUGUUUUACCUCCAAGUUAAAUUCUCGAGGAUAAGCUGCAGAUGAUGUAUUUACAAUAUACAAUAUUUUUCAUGGUUUGGAGGUGCAUCUAGAAUGAAAAUGCUACUUACCACACACCGAGGCAAAAGUUUUAUUAUCAAUCAAUAGGAAAAUGUUUUUAUGCUUAGCACCUCUUAUUCACCAUCUUUUUGCAUUUAGCUUUUCUUAUUCACUGUCGUUGUACAGCUGUUGUCCUAUGAUGUAGUGACAAACCAUUCCUAAGGAUAAAAUGUGCACAACAUCCUGCACUUGCUCUAAAAUGUCUGAUCUUCAUCAAAUCAGUUUAUUCAUAAGCCUGGGAGUAUAUCAUUUCAACGGUUACAGCAUAACUUGAACUUCUUUUUUCAUUCAUAUACCAUUAAGUCAAUAUCAGCUUGGUUCCCAUUUUCCUCAGAGAAUCAGAUAACUUGCAGUUUAAAAUUUGCAUUAUAGUUCAAUCAGUUUUUCUUCAAGCAGUCUGCAACCACAGCUAAACUUGUACAAUCCUGUAUAAUGUUCACUCAACAACAGGGGAUUUUAUACUUAAUUGUUAAAUACUCAGUACUGUAUUGCUACUUGUUUAUAUGUAACUAUUUUUAAUCAUUUGUAUGUAUAAGCUGCACCUGAUUUUCAUCUGCUUGUUUGGGGAAAAAAUGUGAGGCUUAUACACAAAAGAAUACAUAAGUACUCAGAAUUACUACAACAUGCACAUGUAACACAGAACUACUUCAAAUGGCAACCACAAGAUAGUCUUUUUACCAACAUAUUGUAUUAUGUACAUUUCAACAAAUUCUUUUGAACGGUAAAAUAUUGUUCUGUUGGGAAAGAAUAUUUGUAGCAUCUUUUUUUUCAUCAGUGGAAAACUGAAAAUAGUAAACAGAUUAAAUAUUUGUCAUCGAAAAAUUCAUGAGAAGAUUGGUAGCCGUGUGUUUCUCACCAAGGCUGUUAUAACCAUUGAAUGCCAAUAAAUUUUUGCACACAUUCUUUUAGCUUUAUGAUAUGGAGUAAGGUUUGUAUUUGUAUAUAGUUUGAUGCAAGAACAUGAAGUUCUAAAGUACUGCCGAUUUUUUUUCUUUUGUUUUAUUUUGACUCAUAAACCUGCCCACCUCUGUUGCCUUACUAAUGUUCUAAUAAAGGACAUAAAAUAUUUAAUGAUAGUUUUACAGUGAAUAAUAAUAAUAAAAAAAAUGGUGUCUUUUUACAACAAAGCUACUACUGCCAUCAGAUUUUUCGUAAUAUCGUCUUGUGAAGUGUUGUUUGCUCAUGUCUGAACAAGUAUUUUUUCCCCUCCAAUUUUUUACAAAGUUGAUAGCUGUUUUGGUUUACUGUCUGUCUAUGGAAAGUUUGUCUUAUUAUAUUUUUGUAUAUAUAACCAUCACUUUUUAUAAUAAAAACAUGUUGCAUCAUCAGAACAACAAUCAUUUUUAAGGAAAUAUCUCACAUAUCGAUACAGCGUAAAGCAUUUUUAUUUAUUCCAUUCUAUAUACUGACAAAUAGCUGUAAUAAUUCUUAAACAAGAUAUAUGAUACAUCUUUGCUUUGUGAAUUGUAAUUUUUCAUGUUAUGCUAGUAAUUAGUAUCUGAGCAAAACACUUCACAGUCAGUACAACAUGUAUAGAGUGCUUGGUUCAUUUUUAAGAAAAAAAGUUUUCUAACUGUUUGAUGUUUAAAUGUGAAUGAAUUGUAUGUAGAAUAUUGUAGAUUUUUUUAAAACUAUUUUGUGUUCAAAUUCAACCUUUAACACUUUUUUAUAUUAGUCUAGAAGAAAUAUGGAAACCUCCUUUCUUUAUUGAGGAAGAAUUAAGGGGACCAUGUUAAAAUCUAAUUGGAGAGAAUAUUCAGAAAUCCAAUUGGACAGAGUUAAGCAUAAAACUGAAAAGGCAUAAAUCUGUUUGUUGUAAAAUAGAUUUUUUCCUAAAGUGGUUUUUGGAUUUUCCGAAAGUGGUUUAUUCAAAUGUAUGGAUUAUACUUUGAAUUUUCAUCUAUUUCAGUUUGUAUCAAUGUAUGAGUUAGUAAUUUUGUUUCACAUAAUUUGUAAUUUAUCCCAUUGCCUUUUGUUUCUGUGUUAUGCUGUCUUUUAAUAAAGUUUUCCGUGGUUUAGAAGA
Stegodyphus dumicola is the source of this 6570-nucleotide messenger RNA. RefSeq names its product Polycomb protein Su(z)12 (gene Su(z)12). The record is from RefSeq and is a predicted model, not a curated record. Gene Ontology annotation, molecular function: chromatin DNA binding. Lineage: Eukaryota; Metazoa; Arthropoda; Arachnida; Araneae; Eresidae. Gene Ontology annotation, cellular component: nucleus; ESC/E(Z) complex; RSC-type complex.